GCUUCCUCACGUGUUUUAUUUCAAAAUAUUAUCAUUGAAGUUCCUGUCUGUUGCUACUUUUAUCUCAAACUGUAUUGCAUUACACCUUUUUCUUUUUUUUUAGUUUUUCAUCAUCAUUGAAGCUGUUAAGGAUAACAUGUUUGUAUGGUUAAACUCUAACUGAUCUUUCUUUGUUGUUUUUAGUCAGGAAUGAGGUUGAUAUAACAGUUUUUUCAGUUGGAUCAAAGCAUUUGUUUGAUCAUUGUCAUAUAGGGGAGGCUGGCUAUGAUUGGAGGAGACAGAAUGUUGUGGCAGAUAAAGUCUUGGAUUUUUAUAGUUUUGAUCAUAGAUGUUUUUGGAGCAAAUGUUUACAGUGUUGAGGCCAAACCACAUCGGAUUCUUUUGGAUACAGAUGUGGAUACCGAUGAUUUCUUUGCUCUCUUGUAUCUCUUGAAGCUUAAGAGAUCAGAAUUUGAAUUGGAGGCAGUCACUAUCAACACAAAUGCAUGGACUGAUGCUGGGCAUGCUGUGAAUCAAAUUUAUGACAUACUUUACAUGAUGGGCCGCGACGACAUAGCUGUUGGAGUAGGAGGAGAGGGUGGAAUCCUGGAAGAUGGUACCAUAUUACCAAAUGUUGGUGGAUAUCUUCCAAUAAUUGAACAGGGGAUGACAACAGCUGGAUAUUGUAGAUACAGGCAAGCAAUUCCAGUAGGCCUUGGAGGACGACUAGAUAUAGACACCAACUAUGGCCUUCGAAAAGAAUUCCUUCCACAGGGCAGCAGGAAAUAUUCUCCUCUUCGACAGCCUACUGCUCAGCAAGUGAUGAUUGAAAAAAUAUCUGCAGGUCCUAUUACAGUAUUCGUGAUUGGAGCUCACACAAAUUUUGCCAUUUUUCUCAUGAAUAAUCCACAUCUCAAGAAAAAUGUUGAGCACAUAUAUGUCAUGGGUGGUGGAGUGAGAUCCAAAAAUCCAACAGGUUGCUGCCCCAAAAAUGCUACCACAUCUUGCCAGCCUCGCCAGUGUGGUGACCCUGGUAAUCUGUUCACAGACUACAAUACUAAUCCUUAUGCUGAGUUUAAUAUCUUUGGAGAUCCUUUUGCAGCAUAUCAGGUGUUUCAUUCUGGUAUCCCAGUCACCCUUGUUCCAUUGGAUGCGACAAACACCAUCCCGAUAACUGAGGAGUUUUUCAAGGCAUUUGAGGAGAGCCUGGCGACUUAUGAGGCAGAAUAUUGCUUCCGCUCCUUGAAAAUGUCUCGUGAUACUUGGUUUGAUGACCAAUUCUAUACGAGCUACUUCAUGUGGGACUCGUUCACUUCCGGUGUGGCAGUAUCAAUCAUGCGUAAUUCACACAAGAACAAUGGGGAGAAUGAAUUUGCCGAAAUGGAAUAUAUGAAUUUAACUGUAGUUACUUCAAACAAGCCUUACGGAAUAUCUGAUGGUUCAAAUCCAUUAUUUGAUGGCCUUAAAGUUCCAAAGUUUAAAUUGAAGAAAGGUGGAGUUCAUAGUGGUCAUGUCCAGACAGAACUUCGAGAUCCAUUUUGUUUUGUAGAGAAUGGAAAAGGGAAAUGUAAGGAUGGUUACACAGAGGAGGUAACCGGUCCAGAUGCAGUUCGGGUUCUUGUAGCUACAAAAGCAAAAACUAAUCAGGAUGUUGGCAGCAAACUUGACCGAGAAUUUUUCAUAAGUUUUUUGGAUGUCCUAAAUAGACCUGAACAAACCGGGAGGUUCAAUCUUUCUACGGAAUUUCCUUAUUACAGAGAAGUUCUUUACAAACCAGAUUUUAAAAACAAAAAAUUGGGAAAACCUGUUGUUUUUGAUAUGGAUAUGAGUGCUGGAGAUUUUCUGGCUCUAGUUUAUCUCCUCAAAGUGCCUGUGGAAGUGGUCAACCUCAAGGCAAUAUUAGUAAGUCCAACAGGAUGGGCUAAUGCUGCUACAAUAGAUAUCAUCUAUGAUUUACUGCACAUGAUGGGCCGUGAUGACAUUCCAGUUGGUCUAGGAGAUGUAUUUGCAAUGAACCAAUCUGACAAAGUUUUCCGUGCUGUUGGAGACUGCAAGUAUGCUAAGGCUAUCCCACAUGGAAGUGGGGGAUUUCUGGAUUCGGAUACUCUUUAUGGGCUAGCUCGGGACUUACCACGAAGUCCUAGAAGGUAUACAGCAGAAAACUCCGUAAAAUUUGGAGCUGCUCGGGAUACUGAUCACCCUGAACUAAGACAACCUCUGGCACUUGAAAUCUGGACUUCAAUAUUGAAAACUCUGGAUCCUGGAUCUAAAGUUACCAUAUUGACCAAUGGACCUUUGACUAGUUUAGCCAAGAUUAUAACCGAGACAAAAACAGCUUCACUGAUUCAGAAUGUGUAUAUUGUUGGAGGACAUAUCAGCCGAAGUAGCCUUGAUAAAGGAAAUGUCUUCACUAUUCCUACCAACAAGUAUGCUGAAUUCAAUAUGUUUCUUGACCCGUUUGCUGCAAAGACGGUUUUCGAAUCAGGACUAAAUAUCACACUCGUUCCACUGGACACUCAGCGCAAAGUCAGUCUGUUUGAGGAGACUCUAAAGAGGCUGCAGCUGACAAGGAGGACUCCUGAAGCUCAGUUUGUCAAGCGUCUGUUAUUCAGGCUAUACACUUUGCAGCAAACUCAUCACAGAUAUCGCCAUAUGGGUACAUUCUUGGGUGAAAUCCUUGGUGCAAUAUUCUUGGCUGGAGAUCACCCCAGUCUGAAACCAACAAUGCAAGAAAUGCCCAUCAAAGUCAUUGCUAAAGGUGUUGAAUCCAGGGAUGGACAGAUUUUGAUCGAUAAAAAGGAAGGCAAAUUAGUCAAAAUAUUGAAAAAUGUUGAUCCUAUGGCCUAUUACGAUCUAUUUGCCAGUAGAUUGGGUGACAAAAAGCAGUCUGCUGUACUAGGAAGCUAUGAUGAACAGAGAAUAAUGUGGAAUACACCACCUAAUCGAACUUAGGAA
Messenger RNA from Durio zibethinus, 2934 nucleotides. RefSeq names its product nucleoside hydrolase 3-like. NCBI's taxonomy places the organism in Eukaryota, Viridiplantae, Streptophyta, Magnoliopsida, Malvales, Malvaceae. The record is from RefSeq and is a predicted model, not a curated record. Gene Ontology annotation, molecular function: hydrolase activity, hydrolyzing N-glycosyl compounds.